AGGUCAAUUACUGCUACACAUCGAUCAGUGCUCCCCGCAAACAAGAAAAGCGGCCAGCUUCCUUCAGCUCCGAGAAAGCUUCGAGCCAGAGCGGGGGCUAGAAGACGAUGGUCGGAAUCUUCUCCAGGUUCUCUUCCGGCGCCCACCGCCGCUCCAAGAGCGUCGCUGAGGUUGUGGAGACGUUGGCCCCCAACAUGAGUACCGGAGAGUCUGACCCAGCAGCUGUUCCUGCAGAGAGUCCUCACGGUAUUGAGGUUGGCGUUGAAUUCAAGCCGGUGGAGCGCCCUGUGGAGCCUGUCAAUCUUGAUCAACCAGUGAAAUGCCCGCUUCCUGAGCCUUCUAUACUGCAUGAUGGGAGGAUAUGGAAGGAAAAGAUGUCUUCAGUUAGCGUGAGGGUGAGGACUGACUUGCCGAUCGUGCAGGAAGGGUCGCAGCUCGAGGCUGACAGCAGCAGCACAAGGUCGAGAUCCGCAGUUCCAAGGCGCCACAUACUUCCCUCAGUAAGUGCCCCUGAGAACAACAUCAGAGCGCUGCUUGACGAGUGUGAUGUCCCUGUGAGCCACGGUUCUGCUGAAUGAGCUUGGGUUGGGCGAUACCCCGUCACAUUGUAGUUUCCAUCUUGAGUCUUGACUGUGUUUUGCCUCGGGCCUGUAUCUGUUCCACUUGUCAAGCGCCACGAGCUGAGCUGGAUACAGCAAGGUUACUUCUGAAAAAACUGGAACCUCACAACAGAUCUUUUGUGUGGAUUGUAUCUAUAUAAAUACGAUUAACAGCAUUUUGGUGUUGAAGGCUAUGGUGGAUUGGUGGUUACCGA
This is a messenger RNA of Setaria italica (foxtail millet), 814 nucleotides long. RefSeq lists its product as uncharacterized. The transcript is spliced from 3 exons. Lineage: Eukaryota; Viridiplantae; Streptophyta; Magnoliopsida; Poales; Poaceae. The record is from RefSeq and is a predicted model, not a curated record. The coding region runs from base 108 to 578 and encodes 156 amino acids.